Molecule: messenger RNA, 2510 nt
Organism: Humulus lupulus (European hop)
Lineage: Eukaryota; Viridiplantae; Streptophyta; Magnoliopsida; Rosales; Cannabaceae
Product: pentatricopeptide repeat-containing protein At2g30780
Exons: 3
Coding region: 206-1774 (522 amino acids)
Molecular function (GO): mRNA binding; protein binding
Source: RefSeq, a predicted model, not a curated record
GGCAUCCUUAAUGGGCUGUGUACACCAUGGGGCCCAAUUCGAGAGAGAUGAAGUCGAAGUAAGCGUCGUUCUGGCUGGUCCAGAUUGCACCGCCGCCUUCACCUGACUGGUCCCUACUUUCUAUCUUCUUCAGCUCUUUGAUUUAGCCAAACCCAAAACCCUUCAAAACCCCUCAAAGGAUGUAAGCUUUCGUUAUCACCAGCCAAUGAAGCGGGUCUGGAAGAUCUCCCAGUCGGCCCAAGCGCAGCUACUCUGCCACCAUGGAUGCUCCUCCUCGGCCGCUAAGCCCAAAACCCUAAUGCCUUUUGCUUUCCCUACCAACGAAUUCCCUAAUUACGGCUUCAUUCGCGACCUCAAUGCCGAGACUCACCCUCCUCCUCCUUCUUCCCCCGGCUUUCCGCCGGAGAUUAUUGGCUUGUUUUCAUUGAAUCAGUGGCACCAGGACUCGAGGCACUGGGAGGAUCUGACCAGGAAGGUGACUCAGCUUAGGGAUGAGCUUUUUCUGAUCGAUGACGACUCUGACAAUUCUAUUAGGUUACUCGAAGAGAAGGGUGAUACGCUACUUCGGAGCUGUACUGUUGGAUACCCAGUCCUUGAGCUGCUCAAGCAAUUGGAUUCGCGGCCUCGAUUAGCCUUAAAGAUGUUUCAGGUCUUUGAUUGGAGAAGAAGGCUGUCAAAAUCAGGAGUUCCAAUGCUAGCAGAAGAGUACACCAAGGGUAUUAAACUUGCUGGUAAAGUAAAAAAUGUUGGUCUUGCUGUUGAGUUGUUUGCUGAGGCUAUAAACAAGCGUAUCAAGACAACGGCUAUAUAUAAUGCCUUGAUGAGUGCUUAUAUGUUCAAUGGUUUUGCUGAUAAGUGCCAGUCACUGUUUCGGGACAUGAAGAGGGAAAAAAACUGCAGUCCUAAUAUUGUUACAUACAACAUUCUUAUCUCAAUUUUCGGUCGAUUGAUGCUACUUGAUCACAUGGAAGCAACUUUUAGGGAAAUAAAGGAAUUAAAUAUCUCCCCUAAUAUAAAAACAUACAAUUUUUUAAUUGCUGGAUAUCUCACAGCUUGGAUGUGGGAUAGUGUGGAAAUAACAUUUGAACAGAUGAAAGAGAGUUCAAUUAAGCCUAAUACUCGGACAUACAUGUUACUGCUACGAGGAUAUGCACAUUCUGGGAAUUUGGAGAAGAUGGAGGAGACAUAUGAAUCAAUAAAACAUUAUGUAAUGGAAAAGGAAAUCCCAUUGAUUAGAACUAUGAUAUGUGCAUACUGCAAGAGUUCCGACAAAGAAAGAGUGAAAAAGAUCGAGGAACUAAUGAAGCUUAUUCCAGAAAAGGAUUAUCGACCUUGGUUGAAUGUACUGCUGAUUAGGGUUUAUGCUGAAGAAGAUUGGUUAGAAGCAAUGGAAAGAUCAAUAAAUGAGGCAUUUAAGCAUAACACAGCUGUACAUACGAUAAGUGUGAUGCGGUCCAUUAUUAGUAGUUACUUCCGAUGCAAUGCUGUGGACAAACUAGAAAAUUUUAUUAAGAGUGCAGAAGCUGCAGAAUGGAGAAUAUGUCGGUCCCUGUAUCACUGUAAGAUGGUUAUGUAUGCAUCAGAAAAGCGCUUGGAAGAAAUGGAGAGCGUUAUUGAAGAGAUGAAGAACUCUAAUCUGUUUAUUACGAAGAAAACAUUGUGGAUUUUGUAUAAGGCGUAUUUGCUUUGUGGUCAAAGGUACAAGGCUGAACAAGUUAUAGGAUUAAUGUGCAAGCAUGGGUAUGAAAUUCCUUCGGAUGUUCUUCCAUCAUGAUGCAGCCACUAUGUUGUCACGUAGGGAAAGCUAUAGAGAUUGAAUGAAGUAUUCAGCCAAAUCUUUUGUAUACCAUAACAUCUGACGGAUGUAAUUGGAUUCAGUAAUCGAUAGAGGGCGGUUUUGACUCAUGUAAUAUCAAGACUUGUCAAAUUGGCUGAAUCUCAUAUGGAGGGGGGUCUAGAUUACAUUUGGGACAUGUGUCCAUCUUCUUUUUCUUUGAGCAAGAUAGAAAGCCAGCACCUCCUUUUUCCUUUUGCUUGAGUGCGUCAUUGAAAACCCAUAAUGAGUUUGAGAAGGCCCAGCUUAUUGAGCAGAAUACUUAGAUGAACCUACCCGCACUUGUCCACCAAACCCCAAAAUUAGUUUGACCAGGUUCAUAUUAUCAAGCAGAAUUCUUUCAUGAACUUUCAUUUCAAUUGGAUCAGCUAGUUAUUGGUGUCAUUGUAGUGGGCGAAGAUUGCAGGCAUAUCAUCUUAAGAUUUUUAGCUAUUAUUUAUGUUUUUUUAAUGUCAGUUCAUGGUAUGCCAAUGUUAUAAGCAAAUUCUUUUGUUGGCCCCAUCUUUUUUUUUAGUUGAAUUGAUUGGUUCUCACACAUACCAAUUAUGGAAUAAAACUAUUGUGUUUUUGGUGGGUUUAUUUAUAUCAUCCGUGUUUAUAGAUGGUUGCAUAUCUAAAACUCAUUAAUUUAUCGACAUUGUAAUGCAGAACCUGUAUAUUAGGUGAUUGACCAAGA